AUGGAAAAAUCAAGAUCUUUGUUCCAGGAAAUAAUUGGCUACAAGAUGCUCUUUGUCUUCUUCCUACUUUUUAACACAGAUAUUCUUGUAGAUGGACAAACUGCAAUCCAGCCUGUUAGCACAGAAAUUGUGAUCGCCAGCACAGAAAUGUCAAGCCAUUUUUAUGAAAGCUCCCCAACUUUGGUAUUUCCGAAUCCUACCGUUUUUUCAAACGUUUCCACAGUAUCUGUUAAAUCACCUCCUGAAGCCACCACAUCUAGCACUCCUAGCAUAAGACCUACAGUGCAUCAAACAGCAUCUCUCAUGACAACACUUCCAGUUUCAAAACAGAAAAUCAUACAUUCUCCCACUGCAAUAAACACGACUACCCCAGGAGACACAUCAACCCAGAAUAAAAGUGCCGUCCCCACCGUAGGUAAUGUCACCUUUACCAUGGGAAAAAGCCAUCAGGUAGAAGCGGUGGUGGUACAAGAAUCCAGUACAAGUCUUGGCCCGAAGAAUGUUUCCUCCGAAAAGACUGUCACACCAGAUUUUGAUACAAAUGUUGGUCAGAAGGCAUCCCCUCCAACAAAGGAUUUUGGAAAGAGCUCCCCUGAGCCAACACCAUCAAAGAGCACAGGACCAAGGCAGGAAGAAACAGAGAUAACAAUGUCAGGUCCAGAUAUUUUACAAUUUAAUCCAACACCUGUGACUGGCAGCUACCAUCCACCUCACCUUUCCACCCCAUCGACGACAUCUGUUAGCAAAGCACCAGAAAUCGGCUCUUCUGAUCCAAGCACUUCAAAGAAGAAUCACACUGCCAUCAUUCUGGCUGUUGUCUUCUCUCUUCUGCUGCUUGCAGGCCUCCUUACUUUUCUGUACUGUAGGCAUCGCCAUCGCUCUGGCUCUACCAACUUCAAUGCCCCAGAAUGGGCUGGACAAGCGGCAUUACCAGAUGAUUCAGGCUUGGAUAAGGAUGUUGAACACGAGGCGGGGGCUGUAGGGGAAGGGGAAGCCAGACGUGGGACUCUCGUCACUUUCUUUGAGGACAAAAGGGGUGACGUAAGGUUGGAUGGCUGACCAAUUUCCAGGUGGUGGUGCUGGAGAAUGCUGUGAAGAGGUGAGGGGUUGUGGCUGAAGAAUGAGCAUUGAUCAGGCUUUCAGCCUGUAUUGUAGGAGAAAAUCUUGAUCACCAUUGCUAGAAAGAAAGUAUAUUAACAAAAGUUCUGUUUGCUUUUAUGAUGCUGCAAUUUGCUUGGGGGAUUCGUUCUCAGAAGUGCUGUGUGAGUGGCUUUUAUGUAUAUGUAUAGGAAUAGCCUAACUAGAUUUUUCAUUAACUCAGAUUUUUCAUUGUAUCAUCUCUCUGGGAAUGUGAAUAAAGAAAUGUCUUUAUAUGGGCAUUCCCAAAGAGCUGAUAUAGCUGGCAGUAAGAGGUAUGUAGGUUUAAAUGUUUUUAUUUAAUUCAGAGACCUUUCCAAUUAUUCUGCAGUGUUUUUUCUUUUGCGUCACUUCAAAAGUAUAAAUUUUAAAACAGCCAGGGGAGAGGGUAUUUCUUCCUUUCUAAAAGCCUUUAGAUUAAUAUAAAGGCAAAGCAAAAAAUAUCUAGUAGACAAAACAUACAUUUAUUUACAAAUAUAAGUGUUUAUAUUCUGAAUUAUAUGAACAUAUAUUAAGUAGGAAUACCAUUAUACUUUGCUUGUCCUUGCUCAUAUAUUAAAGGUCUGUUUCUGUUGGAAGUAGAUCCAGUGGAUUGGCAGGUUAAACUAGUUCAUCCUGUUACACAACUUUUACUUAGUUUUUCCUAGGGGAAUAGCCUUUGAUCCCGAAUAAUGUUAUACUUUCAUCACAGGAACUCGUUAACAAUGGGCUAAUUAAUAAAUAGAUAAAUCAAUGGCAGAAAUUGCAAUGCCAUUCUAUGGCUGUUCUCUUGGGAAUAAGUCCCACUGAAUGAGACUUACUCCGGUUAAGUGUGUAUGAAAUUGCUGUCUGAAAAAGGCAAGCUCUUUUCUCAUUAGCCAAGUCUUGAGUUAUGGCAAGUGGGACAGAUUGCAAAUGCUGUUCUAUUCAAAUAGAAAUAGCUCCCCCUCCCCCCCAAAAAU
Python bivittatus (Burmese python) is the source of this 2078-nucleotide messenger RNA. Lineage: Eukaryota; Metazoa; Chordata; Lepidosauria; Squamata; Pythonidae. The record is from RefSeq and is a predicted model, not a curated record.